Neoarius graeffei (lesser salmon catfish) is the source of this 1210-nucleotide messenger RNA. RefSeq names its product adherens junctions associated protein 1 (gene ajap1). The record is from RefSeq and is a predicted model, not a curated record. The transcript has 5 exons. Gene Ontology annotation, molecular function: beta-catenin binding. The coding region runs from base 38 to 1210 and encodes 390 amino acids. Gene Ontology annotation, cellular component: plasma membrane; cytoplasmic side of plasma membrane; adherens junction. NCBI's taxonomy places the organism in Eukaryota, Metazoa, Chordata, Actinopteri, Siluriformes, Ariidae.
UGGGAGCUGCGCUGAUUCUGGAUCGGUCUCGUGAACUAUGUGGAUAAAGUGGUGUAGAGAACGCAGUUUCAUGGCUGCAUUGAGACCAUUGGGACUCCUGGGAUGCAGAAUGUGGGUCCUCUUCACCCUUGUCCACCUCACUAUGGAUCUCUCCAUGUGUGCUCCAGUAGGGACUGGGCUUAGGCUGCUCCCUCGGUCACUGUCUCGCCUACGCCCUCGUCUUCUCACCCGGGAUGUACCCAGUGGUCCGCACUGGAGGACUCUGGGUACCUGGCAGCGUGGUGUCUCACAUCCUGUACCAUUACUCGACUACCGAGGAGGAGGGGGAGGAAGAGAGGGGUUGGGGUCCAAACCACGGCCACAGAGACACAAACGUCGUCUUUGUGAGAACUGCACCUCCAGUUUCCCUGCCUCAGAGGGAGGCGAGUCACUGGAGUUUUUGGAGGGGAGUAAAGCUGACAUUGUGCAGCACUUGUUACGACAACGUAGGCAGUUAAAGUGGGAUAGUUAUGACAGUUAUUCACAGGAAGGAAGGACCACUACAGUGGCAGGAUUUAUCGACUGGGGGCCCACUGGGGCAGAUGAUGGAACGGACGAGGAGCUGAAAGUUAUCCUCAAGACCCCGGCCACUACAAAGGCCACCACCACCACUACUACCACCACUACAACUACCACGACCACACGCAGCCCACAAAGGACUCAUGCGGUGGUCACCACCACCCGUCCAAGGAGGCUGAGUACCACACAGUCUGCUGUUAAUCUUGGCGUGACCGCCAAGCCACAGAAGCCAUCUGGGGAAACACCAGGUUUGGCAGUGCAUCAGAUCAUCACUAUCACUGUUUCCCUCAUUAUGGUCGUCGCAGCCUUGAUAACAACACUAGUCCUUAAAAACUGCUGUGCACAGUCGGGGAAUGGCCGCCACACUAGCCACCAGAGGAAGAUCAACCAGCAGGAAGAGAGCUGCCAGAACCUGACUGAUUUCACACCGGCACGUGUGCCCAGCAAGGUGGACAUCUUUACCGCCUACAAUGAUAGUUUACAGUGCUCUCACGAGUGUGUGCGCACCGCUGUGCCCGUCUACACAGACGAGAUGAUCCAACACACACCGAUUUACAAGACCACCUACAAUGGGAGCAGACCAUCGCCAAGUGAAAGGCAGCUAAUCCCUGUGGCCUUUGUGUCUGAGAAAUGGUUCGAGAUCUCCUGUUGA